Messenger RNA from Oppiella nova, 703 nucleotides. Lineage: Eukaryota; Metazoa; Arthropoda; Arachnida; Sarcoptiformes; Oppiidae. The record is from the annotation of a GenBank genome assembly.
UUUAAUACAUGUAAUAUAGCAAAGUAUUUUUCCCACAAUAAGUAAAAAAUAAGUGCAAACUGUUGACAUAUUAAAUAAUAUAAUGCCAAUUGAUCUGUAUUAUUUUCGCUUUAGUGGCCCCUCCCGGGCCAUAUUAAUGACUGUCCGCCAACUGAAUCUCAAUGUAAACCUCAAACACGUAGACCUAACGGAAGGGGAGCAAAAUAAACCGGAAUUUUUAAAAAUUAACCCAGGUCAUGAGGUACCCGUGAUCAUCGACAACGGAUUCACUUUAUGCGAAAGUCGUGCAAUCAUGCAAUACCUGUGCAACGCGUACGCGUCCGACAGCGCCCUAUACCCCACGGAACCUAAGGCGCGGGCACUCGUAGACCGGUGGCUAUACUUUGAUAACAUGUUGUACACUGGUAUCAAUAGUCUCUUGAGAACAAAAUCCAUUUAUGGACUCCAAGUGCCCGAAGAGACUCAUAAUAAUUAUAAGAAAAACCUAAAACUUAUUGACCAAUUAAUCGGCGAUAAGCCGUACCUAACGGGGAAUGGCCUAACACUGGCAGACCUAACCCUUUUGGCCACCACUGCCAACAUUGAAUGGUACGAAGACUUUGAUUUUAAUGAGUAUCCAAAUUAUAGGGACUGGAGUUCCCGACUCAAGUCAGCGCUACCCUAUUAUGAAGAGAUUAAUGGUAUUACAAAAGAGGACAGGGAU